Molecule: messenger RNA, 330 nt
Organism: Lagenorhynchus albirostris (white-beaked dolphin)
Lineage: Eukaryota; Metazoa; Chordata; Mammalia; Artiodactyla; Delphinidae
Gene: GNG14
Product: G protein subunit gamma 14
Exons: 2
Coding region: 112-330 (72 amino acids)
Biological process (GO): G protein-coupled receptor signaling pathway
Cellular component (GO): heterotrimeric G-protein complex
Molecular function (GO): G-protein beta-subunit binding
Source: RefSeq, a predicted model, not a curated record
GGGGAGCAGCCAAUCCCAUCCCUCAGUCCCCAGGGGACACAGGAGGAUGUGUGGGAGCUGAGGGUUUGGGGUUCAGCCUGCUGUCCGUGGCUCUGCUCACGACUCCCCCAGAUGCCCGGCAAGGUGACCACUGGCAGCGACAUCGGGCAGGCCCGCUGGGCCGUGGAGCAGCUGCAGAUGGAGGUGGGCAUCAACCGUGUAAAGGUAUCCAAGGCGGCCGCUGACCUGCUGCAGUUCUGCACGGAGCAGGCCGAGAGUAACCCCUUCCUCAUGGGCAUCCCAGCUGCCACCAACCCCUUCAAGGAGAAGAAGCCCUGCACCAUCCUAUGA